CCGAGAUUCACAUUCGCGGGCCCUGACAACGACGCGCCACAGGCGUGGGUGUAGGCUCAGCACUUCCCGCAUCCGCUUCCCUGAUCAGCAAGUCCUACAGCUGUAGCGGCCAGGACAGCGCCAGCUACAGUCAUCUCGCGUUCCAUGUCUCGCAAUUAAGAGGCGUUGGAUCUCGCGCGCAUCGGCGGGUCGCAAUGCAGCAAAGCGACAACACCGGCGGCCGCGUCCACAGCGCGCUCAGAGCACCGAAAUCGAAGACUCAUUCGCGCGCGUUGCUUGUGCCCAGCAAUGAAGCGACUACCAGCUCCACUCACUUGGCAAAUACAAUCAGCAAGGAUGCGGAUGCGAUCCGCACCGACGCCGACCAGACCGCUUCAGCAACCAGCAGCGAAGGCCAGCGCGCGGCUCGUUCUCUGGGCCCUAGCGCUGCUGAUUCCGGCAAGCGCGGAAAGCCCAGCAGCUCGCUACCGCGCCUCGCGCGCCGAAGCGAUCCAUGCGCCUUCGCUUCAUAUUCAUCAAGGUAUCCCAAAAGCCCACUUGUGCGACGCAACGCCCAGCAAACCUUCGCGAACAAGGUGCUCGACGCAAGAGAGGCGUCUUGCGCUCCCUCAAGUCACCAGACCCUUCGAACCGGUCAGGGUCCAAAUCAAGAUGAGCUAGCCAUCCUCGUCGGACAGCCGGGCACUGCAGCUGCUCUCGACCGGGCGGACGUGCUUGAUGGUGACAGCGCCUCGAUGGGGCCUGGCGCGAUCAGCAGGACGGGCCACGCGCCGAGUCUCAGCCUCCAUGAGAGGCCUUCACGCCCAUCGAGAGCUUCUCUUGAUGAUCGUAAAUACCGACCUCCGACUCCCCAAGAAUCUCGGAGCAGUUUUGCUCUGCCAGUCACCAUUUCGAACGAAUCACGCCGUCGCCUGUCACCGUGUGCGCGAACUCCAUCCUUGGGCUUGCGCAGCUUAGACAAUCUGGUUGGCGCCAACGACAACCACAUCGAGCUCAAGGAGGCGUUCUCUACGAGCCAGUACUCAAAAUCCGCAACCGACAAAAUCUCGUCCUUGAGAACGCUCUUGCCGACACUCGAAGCGGAUACAGUGCUGCUGAAGCGUGACCUCGCUGAAUCUGCCACACCGCGGGCAUCAAAAGAUCGCACUCCCACGAGCGCUGUCCAGUCCAAUCAAGCCGUGCUCACGAUGCGAUCUGCCGUCUUUGGACACAAAAAGACGACUUCAAAGGGGUUUGACACCGACUGCAAGCUCGUCCGCGCGAGAGACACUGAUGGAACACACGCCCGGGUCUCGGGUCUCGUCGCAAAUACCUCUUCCAUCGAUAGCGACGCCAGCACUACUGGCGUGCUGUGGCCUAGGGCACCCCUGCUGGUUGCGUCCCGCACCGACACCCAUGUAGGUGGGUCGACACGACGCCAUGACGACCCUCAAGGCUUGAUUCCCGAAGCGUGGCAGCUCUCGCAGCCGCAAAGUCGCCCAUCUCCUCUGUCGUGGUCUCAAAGACUCCAAAAAGGAGAUGCAGCUACAGGACUCCACAAGAAUUCUUCCUCGGUGUCGAAACCACAACACUUGGCGGAAGCUUUCGACCUUCACGGUGCUCGUCAGAUGGGCAAGAGCGCAAUGACGGUGCCAGUGGACUGCCACAACGCUGUUCCGGUCUCUGAACCACCAAGCUCGCCUCAAGAUCGGAUGACAGCGGGUGCUUCUCCUGUCUCCAAAUUCAGAGCCCUACCCAGGCUGGCAUCGGCGAAGAAAGGGAGCCAAGUAAGGGCAAACCCCCUUAUGGGAAUGCCUAUGAGCCCAGUCUAUCUGGGGGGUCAUUCUUCCGUCGCUCCCGCUGCUCGGCCAGCACAUAGUCAACGAACCCUUUCGCACGGCGCAGAAAUUUCAUUCGCGACUCAAGCUGGCCAGACUACCUUCGACCAUCUCAACUCCACCGCCUUACAUCCGUCGCGAUCGCUGACUGAUCUGCGUGAGACGGCGUCUGCGAUCUAUGCAGUGGGCGGCUCACAAUCGCAGCAGGGCACACUUUGGACCCCAUUGAGUGUCCGUCGCGAUUGGCCUCGAUCAGCGGCGACAUCGGACGCUGUGGCACGAUACUUGAAGUAUGGUCACGACCAGCCUUAUAACCCUGCUCAAUCGGCGCUCUGGUCGAGCUUGCGCCCAGGCAACGUCAGCAGAGGCGCCUAUUCAGAGUCAUCCAUCAUUGAAAACAUCGAUGAGGAAGCGUCCGACGUGGUCGAAAUGCAGAAAAUCUUCCCGCACUUCAAGAAUGACAAGCUAUGGUACCGGCAAGGACCUAGGCACCUCAAAGACGGCCCCCAUGCUGCGCAUGGAGGCGGUCGCAGUGUCUCCGUUGACGAUCUCGACAAACUGGGGCUCCGUCCGCCACUAGAGACGCGCACCCAACGCGACACAAGCAGUCUUGAUCAGCGGCGAAGGAGGCAAAUGACGUUCGACUCUCUCUGCAUGGACGCUCCGAACAAGAGCGAGUACGUGAGACAGCGUACGCAAACUUUCGCCGCCGGCGAAAGCGCCGUUGCAAACAUCAUCAACAUGGAUGCGAAACACAUCCGAAACUUCUCUGCAUUGUUGAACACUCAUGAGAGCGCCGCGAAAGCGGCUACCUACGUCCCGCUCGAAGGCUCGUGUCAGCCCGUAGCUUCACCGCAAGAUGCACCGAAGAUCGUCAUGCGCGCACCUCAUUUUGGGCAAAUGGAACGCUCAGCGCCAGAAAUUGCACUUAGCGCGACGUCUAUCGAUUCUGGCUUAUACAAGCCUUCAAAUGAAGUUUCGAAGGCCCUAGCUCUUUCGCACAUGCAAGAAAUCUCGCCCAGUCAGGCCAAUCCUGGCCACUCGCCUUCUCGGCUGCACAUCGCUAUCGCUGGCAUCUCGCGCCCGUGGAGCUUCGCCUCCGAAGGCAGUGCCUCGUCUGCUUCCGAUAUGUACUUCAGCCCAAACACCACCAAUGACGAUCUGGCACUGAGCCCAGAGGCGGACGGUAGUCCGCAGGCGUGCUCGGACGAGCCUCCUCACGGACAUGCCACUUAUCAGCGACCUGUCGGUGAGGCGCAGCAACCACAUUUUGAGCGUUCCCAGACUCCCGCGUCGGCGCUUGCAGCGUGCCUGCAGGAUCGUGCCUGUGGUGUCCCCCCUCACGACUCGAUCUCACGAGAUCCAAUCAACAGAGCAACAGUCGACGAAUCGCACAUCGCCAAUAGAUGCGUCUCGUCAUCUUCUGCGCAGUCCGGGGAAACGGCCACUAAUUCUACGUCUGGUGGAGCAAAAUAUCGUUUCGAGGUUGUCAACUCGCCCGCGGGAUCUCGCAAGAGCGUCCUCGAGGAACAAGAGAAGGCGCAGCCUGAAGAGCCAGAUAAUGAAGUUUUUCCUACCCUUGACAGUCUUCCGGAGCUCUACGAGCUGUCGUCAGUCGCAGGAAGCGACGUCAGUAGUGUAGAAGAUCUAAGCGAGGACGAAAAGUGCGAUACUCUACAUCGCAACUCGACCCGAUGCCGAGACUCAAACGGGCCAACUCUUGAAAGUUUUGAGCUGCUGGAUUCCUUUGCGGCUCUCUCCUGCGGGGACUCAAAUUUGAGGACCAUGGCCAUUGCUGGCACAUCUGCCCAGGCGCUCCGACCUAAGAUUGCGCGCUUUCACACGGUCCCAUCGGCUCAAGAACAUGCAUCGCAAGUGCUGUUGCAGGACUUGGAAGUUGAUUUGUGCCCAGAAGACUUCGAAAUUGUUCCUGUUCUUGAUAACGAAACCAACUCGACACGACUUGAGCUGCGAUGGCGCUUGCGCUUGACGCUGCCUGGUUCGAAUGUCAGUCUUCGAGAGGUCAAGGGCGGGACCACUUUGAGCAGCGCAGCUCUGGAGCGUCUGCAAUCGCUCCGGACAGAUGUUGAUUCGCAAUUGCCUCGAGCGAAUGCAAGCCAGCUCGACAGUAUUCAUAAACACGCACCGAAGGGUGACCAGCCGCACUCGCUACCGACGAUCGAGACCCCUCGCCAAACUUUGCAAACACUUUCUAGUGCGUCAGACAGCCUGGACUCUGACUUGACACGAACAGCGUCUCUUGUUCAGACCAUAGCUAAGGACCUUCGCGCGGGUGAAGGGCGCGGAUUUGCAUUCCGUCCUUACGGCCAGGUACGACACGCAUCGCCCUCAACCUUGAAGCAACACUUCGACCGUUCCACACCUGCUACCCUUGGUGGCCCCAAAUUCAGUCCCCGUCCUCUGCUUCUCGCUCCAAAUGGUCGUCAUCCUGGUGCCAACAGUCCCCGCCGCAGUGAGAGUCCACUGCCCCGCCUUACUUCGCAUCGUCUUUUGGACACGGCCAGCUCGGGUCAGCAAGUCCCGACAUUUGCCGUUCAUGCCGAAGCAAUGGCUCCCGCUUCAGCGGAGGGCAAAGGGCUGAGACGCAUCCGAAAGCUGCGUCCCCCUCCGUUGAUCUUGGCUAGCAGCUUUGGGGCCACUGGACAUGGCAGGGUUGGCCGAGCCCACCACAACCGCUCAAGCCGAGAUGUCAGCCCUCGUCAUAUCACACCGUCUGGCAUCAUGCCGUACCACUACUCGGACAUUGAAGGCGCCCGCAGACUUUUGAAACCUUUGACGCCGGCAGGGACGAGCAGCUGUCCCAAUUCUGCUUUGAUGCCGUGUUUGGAGCGAGAAAAGCCGCGUCAUAUCUCAGGACAAAGACACAGCGCGAGUUACUUGAUGGACGCUCAGGAGCUCGCAGACGACAGAUCUCCCGGCUUGGUCGAAGACCAGGCUAGCAUCGCCGAUACGUCCAGCAGCGACACUAUGGAUAUGGAGCUGACGGACAAGCAUCCUCCUGCCGACCUCCUCUUUCAGACCUCUUCGUCUUUGGCGCACAUCACCGGAGCUCGCCAAUGAGUCACCAGCUUCGGACUUCGCGCCUGGAUCCACGUGCCUCGCACCUUCGGUCUUACUGUUCCUUCUUUCUGACUACUGCCUAUUACUCCGCUUCGUCGACUUCUUAC
Molecule: messenger RNA, 5005 nt
Organism: Ceraceosorus guamensis
Lineage: Eukaryota; Fungi; Basidiomycota; Exobasidiomycetes; Ceraceosorales; Ceraceosoraceae
Exons: 3
Coding region: 195-4898 (1567 amino acids)
Source: RefSeq, a predicted model, not a curated record